GGGAAUCAGGUCCCGGAGGAAGAGGGUCCGCUAGAGGCUUGGAGCGCGCCGGACAGACACUUCUCGCGACUCUUCCCCGGCGGCGGCGGCGGCGGCGGCUAGGAGCGGACUCUGGGACGGGAGCGAAGCGGCCAAGGACUCUGGGCUGCGAGGAUUACCCGACAAGUGGCUGUCUGCCUGACUGGAGCCGCAGAGAGGGGCGCUCGAGACGCGGAGCCGGAGUGCGGGGUCGGCGGCGGCGGCUGAGUGGGAGAAGUCAAGCUCGGGCGGCUGGGUCGGUCGCCCGCCAGGAGCGCGGGCACCAGGCAAGCAGGCCGCGUCGCGCUCACCAUGGUCAACCGCUGGGACACCGGAGUCCUGCUGUGCGCGCUGCUCGGCGGUCUGCUUCUCACAGGAUCUAGUUCAGGUUCAAAAUUAAAAGGUCCUGAACUGAGUUUAAAAGGCACCCAGCAUGUCAUGCAAGCAGGCAAGACGCUGUAUAUCAAAUGCAGAGGGAAAGCAGACCACUCAUGGUCUUUGCCUGAAACAGUGAGAAAGGAUAGCAAAAGGCUCAGCAUAACAAAAUCUGCCUGUGGAAGGAAUGGCAAACAGUUCUGCAGCACUUUGAUCUUGACCACGGCCCAGGCAAACCACACUGGCUUCUAUAGCUGCAAGUAUCUAUCUAUUCCUGCUUCAAAGAACAAGCAAACAGAAUCUAAAAUCUAUAUAUUUAUUAAUGAUACAGAUAGACCUUUCUUAGAGAUGCACAGUGAAGUACCUAAAAUGAUAUAUAUGACUGAAGGAAGGGGGCUCGUCAUUCCCUGCCGGGUUACAUCGCCUAACAUCACUGUCACUUUAAAAAAGUUUCCACUUGAACCUCUGAUCCCUGAUGGAAAAAGAAUAACCUGGGACAGUAGGAAGGGCUUUAUAAUUUCAAAUGCAACAUACAAAGAAAUAGGGCUUCUGACCUGUGAAACAACAGUCAACGGCCAUUUGUACAAGACAAACUAUCUCACAUAUCGACGAACCAAUGUAAUCUUUGAUGUCCAAAUGAGCACACCAAGCCCUGUCAAGUUACUCAGAGGCCAUACUCUUACCCUCAACUGUACUGCCAGCACUGCCUUGAAUACAAGAGUUCAAAUGACCUGGAGUUACCCUGGUAAAAAAAAUAAGAGUGCCUCUAUAAGGCAACGAUUUGACCAAGGCAAUUCCCAUGCCAACAUAUUCUACAGUGUUCUUACUAUUAACAAAGUUCAGAGCAAAGACAAAGGCAUUUACACCUGUCAUGUGAAGAGUGGCCCAAACUUCAAAUCUGUUAACACCUCAGUGCGUGUAUAUGAUGAUGCAUUCAUCACUGUGAAUCAUCGAAAACAGCAGGUGCUUGAAACUGUUGCUGGCAAGAAGUCUUACCGGCUCCCCGUGAAAGUGAAGGCAUUUCCCCCACCGGAAGUCGCAUGGCUAAAAGACGGGUUACCUGUGACGGAGAAAUCUGCUCGCUAUUUGGUUCGUGGCUAUUCGUUAGUUAUUAAAGAUGUAGCUGCCGAAGAUGCAGGGAAUUACACAAUCUUGCUGAGCAUAAAGCAGUCAAAUGUGGUUAAAAACCUCACAACCACUCUACUCGUAAAUGUGAAACCCCAGAUUUACGAGAAGGCUGUGUCACCAUUUCUAGAACCAAUUCUCUACCCACUGGGCAGCAGACAAAUCCUGACUUGUACCAUUUAUGGUAUCCCUCAACCUACAAUCAAGUGGUUCUGGCAUCCCUGUAACCAUAAUCAUUCGAAAGCAAGGUAUGACUUUUGCUCCAAUAAUGAAGAGUCCUUUAUUCUGGAUCCUGACAGCAACAUAGGAAACAGAAUCGAGAGCAUCACUCAGCGCACGGCAGUAGUAGAAGGAAAGAAUAAGACUGCUAGCACCUUGGUUGUGGCUGACUCUAGAAUUUCUGGAAUCUACAGCUGCAUGGCUUCUAAUAAAGCAGGGACUGUGGAGAGAAACAUAAACUUUUAUAUCACAGAUGUGCCAAAUGGAUUCCAUGUUAAUUUGGAAAAAAUGCCUACUGAAGGAGAGGACCUGAAACUGUCUUGCACAGUUAGCAAGUUCUUAUACAGAGACAUUACCUGGAUUCUUCUGCGGACAGCUAAUAACCGAACCACACACCACAGCAUUAGCAGGCAAAGAGCGACCGUCACUAAGGAGCACUCCGUCACACUUCACCUCAUCGUCAAGAAUGCUUCCCUGGAAGAUUCAGGCAUCUAUGCCUGCAGAGCCAGGAACGUGUACACAGGGGAAGACAUCCUUCAGAAGAAAGAAGUUACAAUCAGAGAUCAGGAAGCACCACACCUCCUGCGAAACCUCAGUGAUCACACAGUGGCUGUCAGCAGCUCCACUACUCUAGACUGUCAUGCCAACGGUGUCCCUGAGCCUCAGAUCACCUGGUUUAAAAACAACCGCAAAAUACAACAAGAGCCCGGAAUUAUUUUAGGACCAGGAAGCAGCACGCUGUUUAUUGAAAGAGUCACAGAAGAGGAUGAAGGCGUCUAUCACUGCAAAGCCACCAACCAGAGGGGGUCUGUGGAAAGUUCAGCAUACCUCACUGUUCAAGGAACCUCAGACAAGUCAAAUCUGGAGCUAAUCACUCUGACGUGCACGUGUGUGGCUGCAACCCUCUUCUGGCUCCUAUUAACUCUCUUUAUCCGAAAACUGAAAAGGUCUUCUUCUGAAAUAAAGACUGACUACUUGUCAAUUAUAAUGGACCCAGACGAAGUUCCCCUGGAUGAGCAGUGUGAGCGCCUCCCGUAUGAUGCCAGCAAGUGGGAGUUUGCUCGCGAGAGACUUAAACUGGGCAAAUCACUUGGAAGAGGGGCUUUUGGAAAAGUGGUACAAGCAUCUGCAUUUGGUAUUAAGAAAUCACCCACAUGCCGGACUGUGGCUGUAAAAAUGCUGAAAGAGGGGGCCACAGCCAGCGAGUACAAAGCUCUGAUGACGGAGCUCAAGAUCUUGACUCACAUUGGCCACCACCUGAAUGUAGUGAACCUGCUAGGAGCCUGUACCAAGCAAGGAGGGCCUCUGAUGGUGAUUGUUGAAUAUUGCAAAUAUGGAAAUCUAUCCAACUAUCUCAAGAGCAAACGGGACUUAUUCUUUCUCAACAAGGAUGCAGCAUUACACGUGGAACCUAAAAAAGAAAAAAUGGAGCCAGACUUGGAGCAAGGCAAGAAACAACGACUAGAUAGUGUCACCAGCAGCGAGAGCUUCGCAAGCUCCGGGUUUCAGGAAGAUAAAAGUCUAAGCGAUGUUGAGGAAGAGGAGGAUUCCGAUGAUUUCUACAAGCAGCCCAUAACCAUGGAAGACCUGAUUUCUUACAGUUUUCAAGUGGCCAGAGGCAUGGAGUUUUUGUCUUCAAGAAAGUGCAUUCAUCGGGACCUGGCAGCACGAAAUAUUCUUUUAUCUGAGAACAACGUGGUGAAGAUUUGCGAUUUUGGCCUUGCCCGGGAUAUUUAUAAGAACCCCGAUUAUGUGAGAAAAGGAGAUACUCGACUUCCUCUGAAAUGGAUGGCUCCUGAAUCUAUCUUUGACAAAAUCUACAGCACCAAGAGCGACGUGUGGUCUUACGGAGUACUGCUGUGGGAAAUCUUCUCCUUAGGUGGGUCUCCAUAUCCAGGAGUACAAAUGGACGAGGACUUCUGCAGUCGCCUGAAGGAGGGCAUGAGGAUGAGGGCUCCUGAAUAUGCAACUCCUGAAAUCUACCAGAUCAUGCUGGACUGCUGGCACAGAAACCCCAGAGAAAGGCCAAGGUUUGCAGAACUUGUGGAAAAACUUGGCGAUCUGCUUCAAGCAAAUGUACAGCAGGAUGGUAAAGACUAUAUCCCACUAAAUGCCAUACUGACAGGAAAUAGUGGGUUCACAUACACAACUCCAGCCUUCCCAGAGGACUUCUUCAAGGAAGAUAGUUCAGCUCAAAGGUUUAAUUCAGGAAGUUCUGGUAAUGUCAGAUAUGUAAAUGCUUUCAAUUUCAUAAGCCUGGAAAGAAUAAAAACAUUUGACGAACUUUCACCAAAAGUCAUCUCCAUGCUUGAUGAUUACCAGGUGGACAGUAGCACUCUGCUGGCGUCCCCUUUGCUGAAGCACUUCCCCUUGACUGAGAGCAAACCUAAGGCCUCACUGAAGACUGACAUGAGAGUAACCAGUAAGAGUAAGGAGUCGGGGCUUUCUGACCUCAGCAGGCCUACUGCCUCCCAUGCAGCCUGUGGGCACGUCAACAAAGGCACGUGCAGAUUUGCCUCUGACGACUCUGAGCUGGACAAGAAGGUCUCGUGCUGCUCUCCUCCCCCAGACUACAACUCGGUGGUCUUAUACUCCAGCCCACCUGUGUAAAGUGUGCAACACAGUCUGAUUUCUACAACCACAAGUGUAUUUAUACCCCGAGAAAAUGAGCUUUUGCCAGUAUUAUACAUAUAUACAUUUACACCUCUACUUUUCCACAGGGACCACUUGCUUUCUUGUGAUUUUUAAUAGUGCUUUUUUCUGAUUAACAAAAAUGUAACCCCAGAGAGGGUAACAGUGACAGGUGAAGGCCACUACUGCUAAACCCUCACAUUACUCAGUGUGUUAAGAGAAAACUGUUCAAGCCCAAAGGGCUCCUGCUCCUUCUCCCCAGGCCUCAGGGCACGGAUGACGGAGACACACUGACCACGGGAGGCCGGACACUGAACCCUGGAACCAAGCUGGCCAAAGCGAGGCCCCCAGGUUCCUCCAGCAGACGGGACGUGCAAGGGAGAGAAGGGAGACAUGAAGAAAAAAGAAAACAAGGUGUGAGAAAGGGGAGUUUGAGCUGGACCAUAGGGAAGGAGUAGGAGAGGGCUUCCCACAAAGCCCAUCCAGUGGCUUUCAAAACCCUGACCUGACCUGCUUCCUUUGAGAACCCAGCUGGGGAGCUGAUGAAAUAGAGGGAUGAGCAGGUCUUUCCUGAUUCUGGGAGGCAAGGGAAGGGCAAACAUUUUUUGGAACGAGGACUUGUUCUUUGUCCAUUCCUACAUAUGGCACAUUUUUUAUUUCUAGCACUGAGGGUGGUACUCAAAGCUGAGCCCAUACAAAAUACACUGAAUACUUACCAAGGUAAGUUGGCAUAUUAGUUCAGGGUAUAUAGCAUAUCGCUCAUAGUAACCUAACUGGAAUGACUCUGGUCUGUUAGGGUUAUCUGUUGGGCUUAAGACCCCAUUUUAAAGAAUAACGUCAGCUUCCAUUUUGUGUAUCAAUGUAUAGUCAAGACACUUACCUCAGUGUUUUGUAUUAACCUUUUUUUUUUCAAGUUAGUUAUAAAAGGAAGCUGAGGAGAAUGAAAAUGUGGUCCUGUAGAUGGCUUUCUCUGUAUCAAAACUAGGAUAGAGGGAAUAAAAAAGAAGAGGCAGAGUGAAAGCCCCUCUACCAACCAAACCAAUUCACAAAAACGGUUGGGACCCAAAGGAUAAGAGUUAAUCAUGGUUUUGUUUUGGUUUUUGUUAUUCCAGUUUGUCUCCUGGGAAGAUGUGUUAGAGCAUUAACCAAGGUUUAUUAAGCACUUUAUGCUCCUUGAGAAAAGAGGUGAUAUGUAAGGUAAUCCUAGAAUCAGGACUCAGGAUAUUAAUCAGCCAUCAGUAGGAGAAAAGCCUCUUUUCCUCUGCUUUGGACCUUGCCUUGGUCUGAGGAUGAUGGAAAUAGGGAACAGGGUACGCAGGGUGCCUACUCUUCAAUAGUCUGAGGGCCCUGGGUCUCCCAGAUGGUUCUGUUUGAUGCUUAGUAUUUAGGAAGUUUGGAGCCAGUCAGAGCUGGACAGGCAACAGUGAAUUGCUGCUGUCAGUAGAGAAGAUAUGGUUCCCUUGAUGCAUGUAGAGUUAAGCAUGUAGCUUAACUCUAGAACCUGAAAUAUGAGUAAUGAAAGCCCUUCCUGUGUGACAGCCUUGUUCCAAGGUUCUUUGUAUGAAGAGAUGGGGAUUCGUCACAUUCCCAGUGAGACGGUGGCUGCUCCAACGGUAACUCUGCCAGAGGAGCCUCUGGCCGGCAGAGCAGUGUGUCCAGUCUUUCCACCAAGAGCCAAGGCCAAACAUCAGGCCAGGACCAGAGGGGGCAGCUUUGCUCUUCCUCCCUUCACCUGUGACAACUGGUGAUAGUAGAACCAGGAAACCAAGAGGACGUUAAACUUGGAGAAGAUAAAAGAAGACCUCAAUCAGUUCUCUAGUUUUUCCAGAUCAGAUAAGGAUCCAGCAAUUAGUGAAAACCAAGGAAAAUCAUAGCUAUAGAUGUCCUGAUUUCAAUAAUCUCAUUCUUAAUCAUUGAAACCUUAGUAAUACCAUCAUACCAAAAGAAAAUGAUUUAUCACAACUAUGUUAAUUCAGUUUCUUGAAAGACUCAGGUUUAUAACCUACAUGAGUCCAUCUGCCAACAAAGGUUCCUAUCUGGAGGCUUGGCAAAGGAAGGAAAAUGGCAGCCUGUAGUCACCUGUACUGUACGUAGUUGUGAGGUGCUUGCCAUAGAUGAGUUCAUUAAAACAGCAAAUUAAAACACUGAUGGUGUUAUGAAAAUCAUUUGUCACUUAAGACAAAAAUGGUUGGCACUGACAGGACAGACUCAGCACUUCUUUCAGGAUUCGUGAGAUAAUGUACAUGUAAUGGCCCACGUGGAAGGGGACAGACCACACGGACGUGUAGCUCUAGUUAGUCUAAGGAACAAUGCUCAAACCUUAGUUUGAACCCAUGCAACUUAUUUGUCCAAAUCCUGAAAAACGUUACUUAGGUGUUUUGGCUGUGCCUUGUUUCCCAGCCUGUAAGAAUGUCAAACAUAAAACAGGUAUUUUCCAGCCCCUUUUAGUUGAUUAAAGGAGGAAUGUAUCUUUGACUGAUAUGGUAGUUACUAUAUGUAUAUAUAUGUGCGUGUGUAUGUUUUGUGCAGAACUAUUUAAGGAAACUGGAAUUUUAAAGCUACUUUUAUACAAACCAACAAUUAUG
Molecule: messenger RNA, 6953 nt
Organism: Pteronotus mesoamericanus
Lineage: Eukaryota; Metazoa; Chordata; Mammalia; Chiroptera; Mormoopidae
Gene: FLT1
Product: fms related receptor tyrosine kinase 1
Exons: 31
Coding region: 331-4347 (1338 amino acids)
Biological process (GO): protein phosphorylation; multicellular organism development; positive regulation of kinase activity
Cellular component (GO): signaling receptor complex; plasma membrane
Molecular function (GO): vascular endothelial growth factor receptor activity; ATP binding; growth factor binding
Source: RefSeq, a predicted model, not a curated record